This is a messenger RNA of Caenorhabditis angaria, 5381 nucleotides long. The record is from the annotation of a GenBank genome assembly. NCBI's taxonomy places the organism in Eukaryota, Metazoa, Nematoda, Chromadorea, Rhabditida, Rhabditidae.
AUGCAAGUUUUUCUAUGUUAUCUCAUGUUUGUAUUAGGUGUAAACUCAUUAGAGUUGGAUAUUGUGAAAAUCAUUGAAACGUUAGUUUUAUUUUCGAAACUUUUUCUGAAAAGCCUUCUCUGAUUUUAGAAAUAUUGAUGAUAGUAUUGAUCCGUGUGAUGAUUUUUAUCGACAUGCUUGUAAAAAAGAUUUAUCAAAAGAUUCAGUUUUCCGUAAUUUACUCUCAAAAAGUUACGACAUAGAAGUGGAAAGUAUGGCAGGUAAAUAUCAUACGACAUUUUUUGCCAAUAUCAGUGAUUAUGAGGUAUGUUUGUACACAUGUAUGUUAUUUGACAUAUAAAAACAGUUUUUUUCUAGACUCUUGUGAACUCUCUGAAAAUAAAUGUUGAUCAAGAUGUGACCCUGGCUAAAUAUGAAUAUGUGGAAAAAUGUAUCAAUAACAAAACGGAAGCAAGAAAAAUGCUUCUGGAAUUGAAUGAACUAAUAUACGAUGAAAAAGAAGGUAAUUGCUGCUUCACGAAUAUUGCGUAUGAUACGAAAUGUGAAAGAGCUGCAACUAACUUGGAAAAGGGAAUUAAGAUAUAUCUUGAAGAAGCUUAUCCAGUGAGAUUUCAAUUUUCAAUAUGAACUAUAUAAUCAUUAUUUUAUUUCAGGAUGCCAAGGAAAAUUGGAAAAAUUAUUUGAAUUAUUUGGGAAACUUCAAAGCAUUUCUUUGGCUAGAUGCAAAUAGAAACACUUUUGAAAAAUCAAGAGAAAUAUUCAACAAACUGAAAGAGGAAGUUUCGGAAAUGAUAAAAGUUAAUUUCAGAAAAAAAUGUUGAAAUUGUUUAUAAAACGAUAUUUUCAGAAAACACCAUGGUUGAUCAAUUCAAAUUCAAUGGAAGCAUAUCUUGAAAUAACAAAUCAGUUGAUGGUUGAUACUAAAAUUUUAGUUCAAAUGAAUCGAGAUGUUGUGAAUGAGGUAACGGAACAAUUUCAAAUAUGUCGUCGGUAUGUGGUUAAUGUAUUUGACAAAUUUAAAAUUUGAAAAAAAAAAUUAUCAUCAGAUUAUCUUCGUCAUUAACAAGAAAAUACUGCUAUGCAAAAAUAGAAGUUCCAACCGUUUUUGAAAAAUGGAAUAGCUUCAAUGCUUUCAAUCUACAUCCUCAUUUGAAUUUGAAUAACCCUAUACUUUCUGCUUUAGGAUCUAAUUUGCCUCCUGCAAUAGAAGUAUGUUUUGAAACUAAAUAUCUAAAAAAAACUACCUCAUAUUUUACAGUAUGGAUUUGUUGGGGCAUUACUUGGCCACGAAUUUGGACACACUUUGAUAAAAAGUUCUCGUGAUCAUAUGUUUGUACCAUAUUUUUCGGAACAAGUCAAAAAUUGUGUUCAAAAUCAAUUCAACAAAAGUUGUGAGUAUUUUGCAGAGGUUUGUGAUUGAAAUAUUGAUUCAAAGUUUAAAGACAUUAUUUGUAAAAACGUAAACUUUACAACAGAGGCCCGGACAAAAAAGUCAUGAUCUCAGAAUCGGCCCAAUUUUUUUCUUAGUAAGCCCCAUGGGUGGGGAACUUUUUCCAGCAGGUUAGAGAUCAUGAUAUCGUUUCGCCAAUUUGGUGGGACCGGGUGAAGGGGAAAAUUGUUUUUCGAAAAAAAUUCGUAAGUCGGUUCAACGUUCAUAUUUUUUGAUGAUUAAAAAGCAUUUUGCUCGUCUUUUGACGCUCUUUGCGAUGGAAAAGAGCACGAAUUUCGAUACUCUAUCCUAAAAAAAUUUUUUUUUCGCCAUAAUACAACAUUGCUUAGGAGUCAUUUCCGCUCUUUCUAACCGCUUCCAAAAUGUUCCUCGUGCUUUUUUACCUAUAUUUAGCUACUUUCAAAAAAAAUCGCCGGCACCUAUCAACCUCGGAAAAUCACCUAAAAGGGCGCCACUCAAGCGCGCGCGCUCAUAUAACACACAUAUGUGCGUGUGUGUGUUUGUGUGCAUUGAAGGAUUACUGUAGGUGGAAGAAAAAGUUUAAAAAAACGACUUUCUCGUGGAAACUAUGCAAAUUACAAUGAAUAGUUCCCAAAAUGAAGUACCCCAAAGGCAUUUUACAUGCAAAAAUUUUCUUUUCGGACUUUCAAGGGGUUGGACUUUUUUUUUUGAUAUUUUUUAGCUCUGAACUUUGAAAAAUCGUAUUUCCACUUACAGUGGACAAAAAAUUUCGAAGAAAAAAGCAUAAUGGAUCUCAAAUAUCGCUCUAUUGACUGAGAAUAAGAGUUGUUAUAAGUAUCAAGUAUUCUAGUGCCAAUUUUCGAACUCUAGGUUUAAAGUUACGUACAGUAGUAUGUUAGAACUACUCAGAAAAUCAUCAUAGAUAGGUACUGCGCCUAGAAAAUCAUUCCGGCAAAUCUUCAGGCUUAGAGAGCAGCUCUGGCAAGGAUUCACGCCUAGAAAGAAAUACUGACAAGGAACUACGCCUAGAAAGCUAUUCUGACAAAGUUCGGCGCCUAGACGUUCAUUCUGGCAAGGAGUCCCGCUUAGAAAAAAAUCAUGGAUAGCUCUCAUAAGCGCGGCUCCUUGCCAGAUCAAUUGUCUAGGCGUUGACUCUUAUAAUAAUGGUUUUCUAGACGCGAAUCUUUGUCAGAUUUGCUUUCUAGACAUAGAUCCUUGUCAGUGUUACUUUCUAAGCGUGUUUCUAGGCGUUCUAGGCGUGAUCCUAGUGAAAGCUUCUUACUAGGAGCAGUACUUAGAAAUAGUGGCUAUCAAGACGUGGAUUCUUGUUCUAAUUCUUUGCCGUACCUCGUCUGGUGGUCUCUGAAAGCGCAACGACGUGAUGUAAAAACUCGCAAGGCGCUGUACCAAGUUAAAGUGGUUCUCCAGGCACGGUUGUUGGUCAUAGCGGCUUUUCUGGCGCAAAUAGUUGAAAGCGUAAGAGUUUUGGACAUUUUCAAAAAUUUCCCGUUAGCAAACUUUCUUCAAAUGUUGUUCGGACCCCUGAAACUUUUCCCAAAAAAUUAUUUUUUGAAUAAUAUUUUUUCCGCUGUGAGGAAUCCAUUGGCCUUUUUUCGCAGAAAUUACUACUCAACUUUACUCAAAAGUGCAGCCUGCAGAAAACACUAUUGAAAAUUGUUGUUGAUUUUUGCAAAAGAAAAACAUAAAAUCAAUUUCCAGUACCACUGGGGACCGGACACCUAUCAAUUUUAAUAUGCUAUUGUACGUAACUUCAAACGCAGAGUUUGAAAAUUGGCACUAGAACACUUGAUACUUCCUCUAACAAGGAAACCUUUUUACUCAAUACUUCAAAUCUUGACGAAAUUUUCUCCAUAGACAGCUUUUGGUGUCAUAUGAACACCCUAAAAAUUGUGUCUCCCAAUGGACCUCUGAACCAAGUUCUGGGCUCUCAAAAGUUCAAAAAUUGCCAAAAUUGGCUCAUAAAAUACAUCAUAACUGAAUUCUCGAUCAUUUUUAUGAAAAACUGAGUAGCAGAUGAUGUUCAGUGUUGUCGAUUUACCCAAAAAGCAUCAAUAAAUCAAAUUUUCAAAAAAAAUUAAUUUAUGAAAAAUGAAUGAGCAGAGGCACAUAUGAAUUUUCAUGAAUUUUGAGCCGAAAAAAAAAAUUUCAAAAUUUUUCGAAAAAAAGUUUUAUUGUUGUACUUUUAGUAAAUCGACUAUGCUGAUCACUAUCUGAAACUUUAUUUCUCCCACAAAUUAUUUUGAAAUGGAGCUAUGAUGACUUUUAUGAGCAAUUUUUAGCAAUUUUCGAACUUUUUGAGAGCCCAGAACUUGGCUCAGAGGUCCAUUGAGAGACUAAAAUUUUUAGGGUGUUCUUAUGACCCGAAAAGCUGUCUAUGGACAACAUUUCAUCAAGAUUUGAAGUGUUGAGUAAAAAAGGUUCCCUUGUAAAAACAAUUUCAAAAAUGUUUUUGUUUAUUCUGAAAUUUUCAAGUUUUCUAGGUCGAAAAAAAUUAUUUUUUAACAACUUUUUAUUUUCAGUCAAUAGAGCGAUAUUUGAGUCAAUAGAGCGAUAUAUUCCAUUAUGCUUUUUUCUUCGAAAUUUUUUGUCCACUGUAAGUGGAAAUACGAUUUUUCAAAGUUCAGAGCUAAAAAAUAUCAAAAAAAAGUCCAACCCCUUGAAAGUCCGAAAAGAAAAUUUUUGCAUGUAAAAUGCCUUUGGGGUACUUCAUUUUGGGAACUAUUCAUUGUAAUUUGCAUAGUUUCCACGAGAAAGUCGUUUUUUUAAACUUUUUCUUCCACCUACAGUAAUCCUUCAAUGCACACAAACACACACACGCACAUAUGUGUGUUAUAUGAGCGCGCGCGCUUGAGUGGCGCCCUUUUAGGUGAUUUUCCGAGGUUGAUAGGUGCCGGCGAUUUUUUUGAAAGUAGCUAAAUAUAGGUAAAAAAGCACGAGGAACAUUUUGGAAGCGGUUAGAAAGAGCGGAAAUGACUCCUAAGCAAUGUUGUAUUAUGGCGAAAAAAAAUUUUUUUAGGAUAGAGUAUCGAAAUUCGUGCUCUUUUCCAUCGCAAAGAGCGUCAAAAGACGAGCAAAAUGCUUUUUUAAUCAUCAAAAAAUAUGAACGUUGAACCGACUUACGAAUUUUUUCGAAAAACAAUUUUCCCCUUCACCCGGUCCCACCAAAUUGGCGAAACGAUAUCAUGAUCUCUAACCUGGUGGAAAAAGUUCCCCACCCAUGGGGCUUACUAAGAAAAAAAUUGGGCCGAUUCUGAGAUCAUGACUUUUUCGUUGUCCGGUGGGUUUUGCAGUUUUACAAAGAGUGUCUUUUAAGUUAUCAUAACUGUUUACAGGGUGUAUGCAGAACUGUCGAUUUUCAAUUCGAUGAAAAUGGAUCUGAUUUAGUUGGUGUUCCACUGGCUUACAAUGUUUUCAAACGCGAACAAUCUUGUGUAUUGAAUGUAAGAUGGUUUUUUUAAACAAGGAGCUCUUUUUUCACUCAACAAAAACUAUUCAAAACAAAAAUUUAAUAGAUUUGUCUGAUUUUGAAAAACAAGAGCCUCCUUGUUGUUUGAUUUUAUUUAUAAUCACAAUCAAUUUUUUUAGAAAUCAAUUCGUGGAUAUGAAUAUUGUUGGACACCGGCAAAAUUGUUCUUUUAUGCACAUGCCGCAAUGCAUUGCAAAGUAACUAUUAAAAAAUGUUCAAAAUGCUUUCUGUAUAUUAUUAUUUUCAGAGAUACAAGUUAAAUUAUAUGACUAGCGUACAUCAUUCAUCAAACAUUAGAGUGAAUGCAGUAUUAGCACAAAUGCCAGAUUUUGCGGAAGUUUUUCAAUGUGAUGCGAAAAGUAGAAUGAUGCGAUCAAAAAGCGUUAGUUAUUUGGAAAAUAUGUUAGAAAUAUUUUUAAUGAAAUGAACUUUUAGAAACAAUGCUUCAUUCAUGGCGAAGAUGCUCCAGAAACGUUUUUCUGA